This is a messenger RNA of Fusarium sp. VM40, 270 nucleotides long. Lineage: Eukaryota; Fungi; Ascomycota; Sordariomycetes; Hypocreales; Nectriaceae. The record is from the annotation of a GenBank genome assembly.
AUGAAAAUCACUACUCUUACUCUGCUCUUUGGAGCCAGCAUCCUGGGCGUUGAAGGUGCCUGGGAUUUAUACAGAGAUGUACAGUGCAACUACAAAAAGUCAUCUGUUGAGCUCUGGCACAAUUGCUUUGUGAACGGCAAAGAACCCUACACCGAUAAAGACUGUGGUCUCGCUUGCGCUCGCGCAGGUAGGAAUGAGGGAAACAAGUUUGCCCACGCCAGUAACUACAAUGGCGGUCAGAGCUGUGGACUUAUCUGCUAUUUCAAGUAG